AUCGGCUUUCAGGUACGGAUCGGGUAGCGGCUGUAACGCAAACAGGGGAGAAAGAGGAGUAGAGGACGAUGACGACGCUGCAGUGUAGAUGCAUGGCAGAAAAGAAGUUGUUUCGGCGGGAACUUGAUUCUUGGCGUUAUACAUUGAUUCACUGCGUCGGGUUUGAAAGCAUUCUAGAGGGAAUUUAUGGCCCGCUGCCGAGAGACCUCAAUUUAUUUCAUGACUGUGAACCGGAAGAGGUAGAUGACUGGUCACCAGAAUCAAACUGCUCUCAGUGCUCUUUCUGCAACGUGCUACUGGACAAAUCUAGUGAUCAAGCACCUGCAGCCACGUCGCCCCUCUCCUCCCCCUCUGAUUACUCACCUUGUCAGGCCCCAGCCAUCUCUGAGAGCACCCAAUCAGCACACAAGUUCCUCCAAGCUGUGUUCCACAAGAAAGAUGUGCACCUGAGCAGUGAUUCCAACAUACCUCAGAUUGCUCAGGAGCUGAUGAAGAAGAUGAUAACCACAUUUGCUAAGGAGUAUGCAUCCAAGUGCCUACUCCACACCAAUACAAAUGGUGUCACAAGGACCUCAUCACCCUUGUCCGACGCGUCUGAAGCAUCCGACGCCCCUCUGGACCUCACAGUGAACCGAACUCAGGAGGAGAGCGCGAUCGAAGAUGGUGUGCUGGACCUCUCCAACCGGAACUCUGCCUGCUCAGCAACUUCGUCAUCAUCAGAGAAUCACAGGGGAUCAGGCGCCCUGGUGCCAUCUUUCGAAGAAGACCUGGCAGGUCAGCAACAGCGAGGGACUAAGUUAGGUCAAUGUUCCACAUUUGGUGAUGUUCUGAGUUCUCUCUGCCCAGCUCACCGAUCCUUAAUCUAUCAAAUCCUCAAGUAUGCUUGCCAUGAAAAAGAGACGCUCAGGAACGAAAGGGACACUGUUUUAUGUUCCAAGAAGCUGCAUUGCACUUCGUGCCAGAGUCUUGUUGCAGCCUCUCCUGCAUGGGGCCAUUCGCCUUGCACACCCUCCUCUAAUUUAUGCUCGUCCUCUUCCAUAUGUUGUGAGAAACACAGCUUCCACUCUUGCCCCAGUUGUUCCAACCACAACUGUUAUAUCCAAAUCAAGAAAACAACAGAAGGAGAGGUAGGCGAUGGAGACCCUCCUUGUCCUGUCCUGAAGAGAGAGCAGAGUCCCUCUCCUCCCCCUCUUUCCCCAAUCCCGUCAGAUGUCGGUAAGAAAUGUGAUGAAAACCCACCCUCUCUGCUUCACCAAGAGGAGGAUGUUGAUCUCAUGGUACAGAGUUUUGUAACUGCAAGCUACGAAGCCUCAGAUGUCAAUACAACUACAGAAGAUGCUGAAAGUAAGAAUGCUGAAAGAAGUCAGGCUGAUAAGAAUCCAAGUGGGACUUCACUGCAGGAUGUUAUGGAUCGUUUUAGUGAGAAACUGGAGACAAUAACACCUCUAGACAAGGACCCUACUCUGGUUUCCACGGCUAUCUAUGUUUCUGAAAAGGAGCAGCCGUUAUCUCCCUCAACCAGCCACAACCUGCCUUUUCGUGCUGAAGCCCAUGUCACUGAGAUCAUCACCACAGUGCUUCGCACAAGCAGUCCCAGUGAUUACAGCUUGAGUGAGCUGUUUAGUCGCCAAGACAAAGAAUCCAAGUCACCCGUUACUAGAUCUCGUCAUCGCCAGAACGUUGAAAAACCUAAAUGCACCCCUGAGCUAUGGAACAACAAUGACCAACAAAGUUCAAUGGACAACAGUGUACAAAAACAGGUGAAUACAGUGGCUACAAGCUCAGCUAAACAGUGUGUUGGGUCCUGCAAAGAAGGUGGUGAGGGUUGCAGUUCUACAAAUGACAAAAGCCACAAGGGAUCCCCAUCAAGUGAAACCACUGAGGUUGAAAGAUCAGGUAAAGGGAAAGCUUGUCGUAUUAAAGGGAGAGUGUGUCAUCUGCAUAACAUUUCUGAGGGUGCAAGAAGAUCAAGGAGAAAUAUAGUCCCUCCACCGCGGUUCUCCUCCUAUGUCACAGAGCCCAGACGUAUGUUCUUUGUUGCGUGUUUCUCUGAACCUAUCUUCAAUCAGAAAGCACAAAAGGACAAGGCUUCAUCUAGCACCAAUCAUAUGUCAUCCAAAGAUCCAGAUGCUGAGGAUACCAACGUAGAAUCCAGAAAUGACGUUUUAUUGUCUUCAUGUGCAAACACAGGGAAGCUUGCCUUUCAGUCACCAGAAAAAGGACAUGAACUAUCUCACAUGGAAGUGAAAGGUCAAAGCCAGGUCACUCCACAGAUUGUGACUGCCAAAGACCAAAGUCCUAAAAAACAUCGCUCAGGCAAAGAGAACAAUGGUAGUGACAGUGUUGUCCCUCUGUUAGGAAGGUUACGAUCAGCAUCAUCAAAAAGAGUACAGGACUCAUCAAAUGUGGAUGUCCCUAUAAAUUCUGAUACCUGUGUUGAGAGUCUUAAAAAUUCCCAAGUCCAGUACACUAGUCCAAUUAAACUUAUGUUUGUAUCACCAGUAAAGGAUAAAGAGGGAGUUAAAUACAGUCUCAAAUCAGCAGGCUCUGGUUCUGGCUCACAAACAGAACAUUUUGAUCCCUGUGAAGAGUCUUCAUGGUCAGGGACACUUCAGAAGCACACAAGCCAGAGCAAAAGGCCUGCAAUAUCACAAGUAAAAUCAGUUGUCUCACCACUAAAAUCUUCUGCCUCACGCACAAGGUCUUCUUGUUCCCCAACCAAGUCAUCGUCUUCACCAGCCAAAUCUGGUUCCUCAACACGCAAGUCUGCUUCUUCACCUGCCAAAUCUGGUUCCUCAACACCCAAGUCUCCUUCAUCACCAGACAAGUCUGUUUCCUCAAGACGCAGGUCUGGUUCUUCAACACCCAAGUGUGCUUUGUCACCUGCCAAAUCCGGUUCCUCAACACCCAAGUCUCUUUAUUCACCAUACAAGUCUGAUUCUUCAGUAUCGAAGUCUCCUUCCUCACCAAGCAAAUCUGCUUCCUUAACACGCAGGUCUGCUAAUUCACCACCCAAGUCGGGUUCCUCAACACCCAAGUGUGCUUUGUCACCCGCCAAAUCCGGUUCCUCAACACCCAAGUACGGUUCUUCACCACGCAAGUCUGCUUCUUUGCCCAGGUCACCUUCCUUAUCACCUAAAGAUGCUUCCAGAGGAUCAGGUGAAGGUACUCCAACUAAGCGUGUAGCUGGAGCUGACAGCCAGGGAUUAUCAGGUAACUCGACUUCUUUUCAUGAAACCACUCCACCAAAAAGGCGUCCUGGGCGUCCGAAGAAACUGGGACCACAGCUGGAGCAAAAAGCAAAAAGGCCAAUUGGCCGACCCCGUAAGCAGAAGACUUUGGAUUCCGAAACGGGGGUAAAAACGGUAAAUGGUAAAUGUCAGUUGGCACCUAAUAUUGAGGAGAAUACAACUAAAAACCUCAAGAUAACAGUCGUGUAUGGCCGUUCGAGGAGAAACAAACGAUUGGUGUCGGAGAGCUUUGACCAGCUGCAGACAGAAUUUAAUGACCCUUGGCGAGCCGUAAGUCUAUUGCACAACUCUAAGACCAGCUCAGGUAGUAUUAAAACAGCCUCAGAGGAGUUGGAUUUUGUCAGACCAGCGAAAAGGCCUGCUCCUCAAUCUGGCAGUAACAUCAAAUGUCAAAAGCACGAUGAUUCUGUUCGCUCAAGGAAACCAGGUAGACCUGCAAAAGUUAAAAUCUCUGGAAUCUCAGUCACAGUGACCACAGUGUCACCUCGUCAACGUAAAAUUCAAAUCAAUAAAGAGAAUAGGCAGUCUCCUGAAAUGCUGGCUCCUAGGAAAGUACUUCUACAAGACUUCAUAUCUGCCAAAGAGCCCAGGACAAUCAGUCAUCAGUUAAUGAGCAAAAGGGGUCAAAAAGAAGAAGGGAAAGAAACAGAGGAUGGUAGUAAAGAUGAACUGCCCAAUCAGCCUGUAGUACGACACUCCAAGAGAGUGAGAAAGCCAUCAAUCCACUUUUUGCAUGCUGUUGCCACCUCUACAUCAUACAGCCGCAGCAAUGCGCUGGUACGACGCUCUAAACAACUUCUUUUAAACAAGGCAAACAGUGAAAGGAGACAGGAUGAGCAGCAAAGUAGUUUCGAAACUUCAGGUGAGAAGAGAAAGUCAUGUGGACCACAGAAGAAGGGCGUUUCUCUAGAUGUAAGCAGAUUGGCAGGGGUAUCUGUUGAUUCGGUCUUUACGUCUAAAGAGACGUUAAGGUGGUGGGCAGCAUCAGCUGAGGAAAAGACGAUGAACCAGGAGUUCGCCAGACGAAUACAAGUCAUCUCUGACACUUGGGUCUCAGACGCUGUGGACAACCAAGAAAAAGAAUUGGCCCUCGAUUCUGAACUAGGCACUAAAGACAGCAGUUUAUUCGCCAGGAAUUCGAAGCAUUCCUCUGUGGUCCGAACACUGUUUGACUGUUCGCCCAACAAACCUAGGUCCUGUAGCAUGCAGCAGAUCUGCUCCUGGUUUAUGGAGACCACUGAGACACAAUCUUUGGCCAUUGUCAAGAAGGCAAGCUCCCGUAAUCGUUACGAACUUAUGCACUUCCCUCGUUCUGCUAAUGCAAAAAGUGUUUGCCACAGUCCUCAGGCAGAGCGACUCCGCAAACACAUCAAGAAGUUUGCCAAAAUGGUGCCAAAAAGCCCUUUACAGCAUCAGAAGGCUCAGAGACGGCUGAGAAAGAGAAACAAAGCAGCUCUGUCAACACACAGACGACAACUUUUUACUUUAAGCACUGCAAGCAAGCGCACUCGCCAAGUCCAGUCGUUGAAAGGCAAAGCAUUUAGCAUAUAUCAAGCCACUCUGGUUAGAGCCAGGACACGUUUUCUAACCCGGAAAGAAAGGGAUAGGUGGCAAAAUGGGGCUAGGGACAGGAGAAACAUAAAAGCAGUAUCACGUUGUACAAAUGAACAUAUAGUAACUAGACUACAAUCUAAACGUAAAGCAUUAUGCACAUCCGCAAACGAUCGGCACUCUGUUCGUUUGGAAAACAGUUCUGCCGCCUUUUCGGUUAGCCAAACUCGGGAACUCGUGGAUAUACACAAAGAGGAGAACCUCUGCUCCAAAGCCUGGGGUCCUGAAACGCUGAAAGAAUGCCGGGUGUUUAUAAGGAAGAUCAACUCUCCAGAUAGCGAAUCGGCUGAGGAAGAGUCGGACUCUUGUACUGUGACACUGGAAGGGUCACCUUCUGCAUGCCUCUUUGCAGAACAGAACAGGCAACUGGUUAAAGCUGUGAAAACUGAAAGAAAAAGGAGCAUUAAUAGGAGGACUACCUCGAGAGAGUUGGCAGAUUCUGCACCAAAAUCAGUCCAGGAGCAGGAAGUAAAGCCAGCAGGGAGGCAGAAAAGAAAAUUUAAAAGUCCCGGGGUUGUGUCUACUGAACCACCACAAACACCACCAGCGAAAAUCUUGAGACAAUCGCGAAUGAAGGGCCUGACCGGGCCGAGAUGGUGUGACUUUGUCCUUGAAAGCUAACUGAAGCAUGAGGCCUCCUCUUCCUGGGAAAGGGACUGUGGUUUAACGUGGUGCCUUUGGACUUUGUGCUGACCACGUAGACUGGCCAUCUCAGUAUGGUUCAGUCUUACAAUCAGCAGCUAUGUAGCAGUCUAACUUAAAAGCUUGAUGUUGCACUAUUUUUAUCCAUGGAUAUGUAUGUACAUUUUGUCAUCUUGCCUCUCUUUCUGAAGGUGUAUAGUAGAUCAAUAUAAUAGUUACAUCAGAGUUUUAAUGGAAAGAGUGCUUAUACCGUGAACCCUGUCAGAGUGGUCAUAGAGGAAUGAAAGCUCGACUGCCAUCUCCCUAAAAAUGUACCUUUACUGAUACUAAGACCAACACUUCUUCUCGGAAAUGAGCCCUUACUGUAUAUCUUAACCUGACAUUUAUCAUAAUUUUUACUACUUUAAGCCGCAAUGCCAGCUCUAAAACCCCCACUUAUUUUAUUUAUAGUGACUCUUACUUUGGCACUGUUUUGAAUGUUUAAUUUGUAAUUUAAUAUUUGCUUUUGUAUUUUAGGUUUGCUUAAAGUAUGUUGGAAUUUGAUUUGAAACUUUCUCUUAAUCCGAGCCUUUUGUUUUCUCUACUGCUGUCGCAAACAAGUAGCCAAAACAGGCUUUUAAUGAAGGAAUCUUUCAGUUCACUUAACACCCAAUCUUAACUCCAGUAGCUAUCUGUAAAAAGGCCACAGCUGUAAGAGUGUGUCUUGAAAUACACUAAUUGGCCUGUACUAAAACCAAAUAUUUGAUGUCAUGAGUUCUUUUUCAAGAGCAUUUUCAGUUGUCAAUUCCCCACAAAACGCAGAGGUGUCUGUGAAGUGACAAGCAAAUGGCAUUAUGCAGUUGUAGAACAUAGCUUCUGAUUAAUUUCAUGGUUUGUGGGAUCUGUCUUGUUUUUAUUCAGUUAUCUUUCUAAGAACGUAUUGUUUUCACCCAAAGCAUAUACUGUAUGUUGCUGUCAGAUCGACUUUUUGCACUAUUCAGCCCCUUUCAGACGUGAUGUAUGCACUGCUGGCUUUUCAGGCCAUUAAAGUGCUGGCAUCCUGUCAGUCAGACGUAGGGUGCUUUUACAUUAAUGUUUCUCUUAUUUAAUCUAAUUUUUUUUUUUUUUUUUUUUUUUUUCCCGAGCUUGUUGUUCACAAAUAUUUAGCCAAUGACUCCAUUGUGGAUUAUCCUCCCAACUUUGAAUGACUAGAAUUUUUACAUUUUAUUCAGUAUGAUGUGAAACUGACGACUGAGUCCAUAAAACCAUCUGAAAAACUGAGCCGUGAAGAGGGUGUGGGCGUUUGUCUCAUAGAUUUAGGCAUGAUCCUAGAGACAGGUUGGCGACCACCUGGCAACCACCGGUUACUGGGGAAAAAUGAGUUUUCCCUUCGGUUGUUUGACUAUUAAUUUCUGCUGUUGUCACUAUGAACAGGGUAUUUUUCCUAAGCGUGUACGUUGCACGUAUAAGCAGCUGCAGACACCACUGACGAGUAGCCUUUCCUGUUACUUUCUGCACAUGUUGUUGGUAAACUGUAGCAUCUCAGCAGGCGAGUCUGUGCCAUCACUGCAAAUUGGCAGGCAUGCAGAUGUCUUGCACACCAUCUGCUGAUGCAAUUUACAUCACUCAGACUUGCCGACGUGGGAAGUGGAACGCACCCAUUACUGCAUAUAUCCUGCUGAGAGAACUGUACCCUGCCUCUCCUGCACAGGCUCAGAGAGAUGUUUGCUCUGCACUAGGAAUGUCAAAAAUGCGUCAGAGAGGAGUGUUUUGUGUUCGAAACAGUUGGUGAGAUAAAAUUUCAUUGAGUACCUGGUAUUUCUGUUCAGGUCUUUCACUUGAGAGCUCAGCAACUCACAGGUCCACACGAUACGGUCACUGUCCUAAUCUCGCGAGUUGCAAUGCGACACAUGCAGUGUAGAAGUGAAUACACUAAUGUUGCAAGUUCAACAUUAGUAAAAGUUUUGUCGUCGUGGCUUUCACAGAAGAGUGACCGGGGUCUUCGCACAUGAAACCUACGUGUUUUCAUGCUGUCAGAUUAAAGGAGAAGAGUGCACGUCUGAAAGGGGCUCUAUAUUUGAGAUUAAUCCCACUACACAGAUUCCUCCUCCCAUAUUUUGCACAUCCCAUCUCCCACUACCACCCCCCACCCCCCCCUACUGUAAAACUAGAAUCUGUUUGGUGCAAUACAAAUCCAGAUGAUUUAUCAGUAUGUAGUAAUUAUUUUAUUGCUGACAGACGAAUGGAUGUACAUGAGUACCAGUGGCCUGGGAUGUUACUUCAGUUGUUUCCAUAGCCAUGUAAUGUGAUCUUAAAGGAUUCUGCUAUACAAACUACGUUUGCCCACCUGCUUUGGUCUCAUCAGAGAAACAGAAAUAUAAGAAAUCUUUCUUUUUUUUUUCUCUUACACGUAAUAGCAUUAUUUACUUUUUAAAUGUUGAGUUGUCGCUGUUUCCUUGGAUUUUCUGUUAUUUUCUUAAGUUGCAGCAAGGGACGCCUACCUCCACAGGAGCUCAGCUAGGACUAGGCCUGAGAGUUGAUGGGGUAACACUAAUCUUGGAUCAUGUCAUUGUUUUUCUGCCAUCUGUUCAGAGACGGGCAGAGGCAAGGUGUCCAGCUGUAGGUCAAAAACUUCACCCUUUAGGGUGUGUUGUGCCCGACUACCGUUGUAUGUAUGUCACUAUGGUUGCCAUUUCAACACGAGGGAGGUGGGCAAGUCUCUGUCAUGUGAUAAAUAACCAUCAGCCCUUUGUUUGUUGAAGAACCUGGUGCUAUACAUCUGUAUAUUUUCUUUAUCAUGUGUUUUUUAUACUGUCCAAUACAGAUGCAACAAACAGGUGUCUGUGACUGAACCAAUAAAGAGUCUUUUGAGAUAA
This is a messenger RNA of Oreochromis niloticus (Nile tilapia), 8359 nucleotides long. RefSeq names its product ligand dependent nuclear receptor corepressor-like (gene lcorl). NCBI's taxonomy places the organism in Eukaryota, Metazoa, Chordata, Actinopteri, Cichliformes, Cichlidae. Bases 69 to 5483 code for a protein of 1804 amino acids. Gene Ontology annotation, cellular component: nucleus. Gene Ontology annotation, biological process: regulation of transcription by RNA polymerase II. The transcript is spliced from 8 exons. Gene Ontology annotation, molecular function: DNA binding. The record is from RefSeq and is a predicted model, not a curated record.